UUUCUAGAGUUCAUCAUGCCCAUCACUCCAUAUUUGCAAACUCCCUUCACCGAUUUGACCGGCAGUUUGAUUAACCAUCAAACCUACGAUAAAUGCGGUGUAAUGGAAAUGAACAUGAUGGACUGUUUGGAAGCCUACGGUGCCGAACGGGGCAAGAAAAUGUGCAAGGAUUUAAUUGAUGAUUACAAUGAAUGCUUCACCAUGCACAAACAAAUGUUGCGCUUCCAUGCUAUGCGUAAGGAACGCUUGAGGCAAGGUACAUUUGCUGAUCCACCAAGAGUUGAUGCCUAUUAGAUUUAUGUUU
Musca vetustissima is the source of this 304-nucleotide messenger RNA. RefSeq names its product NADH dehydrogenase [ubiquinone] iron-sulfur protein 5 (gene ND-15). Bases 16 to 294 code for a protein of 92 amino acids. NCBI's taxonomy places the organism in Eukaryota, Metazoa, Arthropoda, Insecta, Diptera, Muscidae. The transcript has 2 exons. The record is from RefSeq and is a predicted model, not a curated record.